AUGAAGUGCCAACUGUGUGAUAAUAAUACUUGGUCAAUAGAUUCCAAUACUACAUUAUGCCCUACAUGUAGACAAAUUAAUCGAUCCGAUUUAUUUUCUAAAAUAUUGGCUACCCUAUUAGAUAUGUACUCUACUAACAAAGAAUUUGAUGUAAUAAAAGACAAAUGUAUACAGUUUAAUAAAAUUAUUAAAAAUUAUCCUUUAUUUAUUACACCCUUUUGCACAUUUGAUCCUGAUGAACAUGAUACAGAUCGUAUUGCACUUCCUUAUCUUCGAACUUAUGUAAUAUCUGAAGACAAUAAUAUUCUUCAAAAACAUCUUCCUGUUAAAAUGGAUACACCAAACGGUAGUUGUCUCUAUAAAACUAUUGCUAUUCUCUGUCGAUUAGACAUUGAAGAUGGAGCAAGAGAAUUAAGAGUACGAAAUGUAAUCGAUAUGAUAAUCAAUGCAGAAGUAUAUCAUUCAGCUGAUCCUGAUUUACAUUCUUGUUUACAAUGGGGUGAAACAUGGAAGUAUUUUGUAUUGGAACAAUUACGAGAAACACAAUCGAUGAGUAGUCUCAAUGCUGUUUUAACACUCUGUAUACAUAGUCUUUCGAAUAUAAUCAAUAUGAGAAUUCGAUCAGUCUAUCCGAAUGUACCCGGUGGCAAUGAUGAUCUUCGAAAACGACUUGAUCGAAUAUUUUCUCCACUAGAGACUCAAUCAAAUGAAAUAAUACUUUUGACAAUAACCAUAUUAUGGUCAAAUACGAAACAUAUAUCAUCACAUAGUACUAGUACAAUGUGGAUACCAGAUACUGUAAUACCACUUUUACCAAAACCAGAUUGUUAUACAAAUGAUAUGUUGAUUUCCCCAAGAGUAAACUCAGCUGCUUUACAAAAUCCAGCAGAACGAAGUUUUUAUAUACUUUCAUGUUUUUGUCCUAUAACACAAAGUGCAUUAAAUGAAGUUGUAUCUUAUUCUGAACAACAAAAACAUUCCGAAGCAGAAAUGAAAAAAGAAAAUACAAAAGUAUCUGAAUUUCAAUGUCCUAAGUGUUCGAAUAUAUGUAAUGAUUAUCGAUUUGAUUGGAGAGCAGUUACUCUAUUUCGUCAGAAUUUUAAUGGUGCUCGUUUAACUUAUAUUCUCGUUGAUAUAACAUCAUCGAUGACAUUUAAUCUUCUUAAAACUAUCACUAUUGAUAAAAAAUCUUCUUUACCACGAAUUAUUCAAACUAAAGAAGCUAUAAAACAAUUAUUAAAAGAAAUUGCUGCAGCAGCUGGUCCUUUAGAUCAAGCUAUUUUAACGACAUUCGACGAUAAACUUAAAAAACCUGCUCUAAUUCCAUUAUGUGAUGCUAUUGAUGUUGCUAAUGUAUCAAAUUUAAAUCGUAUUGAUGCAAUUGAACUAAGUCCUCGAUCAAUACAUACAUAUUUUUAUACAGUUUUAAAAGAAGUCUAUGAAAUGUUUGAACGUCAACCAUUUUUAUAUAUUGAUCUCUAUAUAUUUUCUGAUGGAAUUGAUACAAGUUCAAAAAAGAAUGAUAAAACAUAUCAAGCAAUAAUUCGUGGUUUAAAUCAAAAAAUUGGUGCAAAAUGUCAUUUUAUGAAUUGUGGUUCAGCAUCUGAAGGAUUUUCUGUCGCAGCUUGGUUAGGUGAUGCCGAUGUUGAUUGUCCUUUAUCAGGUGAUAUUGAUGAAAUUAAAACACAAGUUAAAGCUGUUUAUAAAAAAGAUCAUGCAAGAAAUGUUGAUGUAACUUCGACGACUAUUCGUUUUCGAGGAAAAACACUGGAUGUACCUUUACCAAAGUUAACUACUUUUAUGACUGAUACAGAAGCUGCAUCAAUUCGUCUGUCACGUCAAAAACUUUCAUCAAAAGAUGAAGCUUCACUAACAAAUACGACAAAUCGACGUUCUAAUCCAAAUCUUAUGCAUAUUGAAGAUUAUUUAGCUGCUUUACCACCACCACCAACACGUUCUCGUUCUGUUACAGCUACUGAUUGUAGAUCGAAAUCACCAGAAAUAUUUAAGAUUGUUACACGUAACUUGAGUGCUAAAAAACUUAAUAAAGUUUAA
Molecule: messenger RNA, 2055 nt
Organism: Adineta steineri
Lineage: Eukaryota; Metazoa; Rotifera; Eurotatoria; Adinetida; Adinetidae
Source: the annotation of a GenBank genome assembly